AUGGCCGUCCUGCUUGGUGUCAGCAAUGGCAUCACAGUCGCCGCCAGUAAGGUCGCUGAGAAAACCGUGAUCGAUCCCAAUUCGAUACAAACCACGGAAGAUAUUAGCUACCAUAUAUCGACUCGCCAAUUGUCUGAUCACGACUUUGAUGAGGAAAGAGCGCGUAGAAUUGGUGGCGGGGACGCAAUGGCAACAAAUAAUGAUACACCAAGCAAUCAGGUUUACGGGACCCACACUAGCAUUGGGUUGAUGAACUCGAAUGGCGUCACUCACGACGGGGAAUGCAAUCGAUUCACGAAUUGGUGGAAGCGUCUCUUUAACAAGAGCAUCAAGAAGUGUGAUGAAGAAGACACUCGUCGGCUUCGCAGCUGA
Molecule: messenger RNA, 372 nt
Organism: Phytophthora nicotianae INRA-310
Lineage: Eukaryota; Oomycota; Peronosporomycetes; Peronosporales; Peronosporaceae
Exons: 1
Coding region: 1-372 (123 amino acids)
Source: RefSeq, a predicted model, not a curated record